Molecule: messenger RNA, 636 nt
Organism: Strongyloides ratti
Lineage: Eukaryota; Metazoa; Nematoda; Chromadorea; Rhabditida; Strongyloididae
Exons: 3
Coding region: 1-636 (211 amino acids)
Source: RefSeq, a predicted model, not a curated record
AUGGAAAAAAUAUUUUCCUUUAUUAAAAGUUUAGUAACAAUUAACAUAUUGGAACAAUUUGACUACUUAAGAAGAUGGAAUCUUUUAUCAAAAAGGAAAAUAGUACAAGAAACUUUAAUUAACACAAAUGAUGAGGCAAUAAAUAAAACUUUAUCAAAUAAUGUAUUUGAAAAAGAAAUUUUAACUUAUCUUUACGCUCUUUGGAAAUUGCAACAUGAUGUAUGUGGUAUUGAAGAAAUAAAGAUAACCCCUGAAGCAAUAGAAGGGGCCAAAUUUCUAAUGGUAUUAAAAAGUAUUAAUGUUUUUCAAUAUAUGUUUGAGUACCCAAGAAAUAUUAAAUGUAGAGAUUUUUAUAAUCAUUUAUUUGCAAAAAGAAAUCCAAAACAAAUUAUGUUAAAAUUGAAUGAUAUUAAUGAAAAAGUUGACCAAUAUGAUUUGGCACUUUUUUCAGAUACUGUUAAUAUAAAACUUCAACUUUUUGAUUUAUCUUUAAAACAUAUCAAUAAUCAUAAUAUUUGUUCAAUAUAUCCAUCAACUGAUUGCAAGUAUGGAAAUGAAAUAUUUAUGGUAAAAUUAAAGGAAAACGGAUCUGUUUUUCCAUUAUAUCAUCUUCCUGAUGAUAUUUUUUUUAAAUAA